AUGAUGCUACUAACGCCGGCUUACGAACUGUCAACACUAACGGGAACACAAGUGAUGUUAUUGGUUGCGUCAGAAACCGGACAUGUGUACACAUUUGCGACGCGGAAACUUCAACCGAUGAUCACAUCAGAUUCGGGCAAGCGGCUCAUACAGACCUGCUUAAAUUCACCCGACCCUCCCACGACGAGCGAGCAGAGAAUGGCAUCCACGGGCUACGAGGAGACCGAGCUAACGUAUAAUGUCGUCGACGACGAUAUGAAGGUGAGGCAAUUGGCGUAUGCUGGUUCCGCGCAGUAUCCAAUAGAUCAUCAUCCGGGGCUGGCCCCGUCGCCAUUGCAGCAGUACCAUCAACACCCCCCUUGUCCCUCCCCACUCCCCUUAGGCUCAUUAGGGCAACCGUACUCCCACGCACACCUCUCACACCCUCACAUGUCACAUCAUCCGCAACGGUAG
This is a messenger RNA of Pieris macdunnoughi, 453 nucleotides long. Lineage: Eukaryota; Metazoa; Arthropoda; Insecta; Lepidoptera; Pieridae. The record is from the annotation of a GenBank genome assembly.